AUGCGUUCAACACGAUUUUUGCUAAAUCCAUUAUUUUUCUCGUGGACAGGUAUACCGGUAAAAUUUUGGCCAAACACAGAGAAAAAGCAAAAACAAGAAUUAAGCCCCUUUCCAGUGAUUUAUAAAAGUCAUCCACCUGAUGGUAAAACAAGUUUGGUUUCUGAUGUUGGUAAUCUCUUUCAACAUUUAUUUUAUAAUGGCGAAGUACAUCUGUAUGAUGAUGAGAUCGAUGAUCGAAAUGGACAAAUCAUGAUCCAAGUAGCACUUCGAGUACAUCAGACAUACUCUAGUUUAUGCGCAGCGCGCUAUCUCAAUGAUAAACUUCUUCAUGAUUUUUUCAAUAUAAACCAAUACUCACUUGAAGUAAUUCGACUGAUCAAUGAUCAACCAUGCCCUUAUUUUGAAUAUUAUCCAAUUGAGGUCAGGGGCAGUCGAAUCGAUGAGAUUGUGGUAGAUGACACACCUUCUGAUAAGUGCAUUUCUUGGGAUCAUGGUACCUUCUAUGAAUACAAGCCUUACGAGUAA
Molecule: messenger RNA, 525 nt
Organism: Rotaria sp. Silwood2
Lineage: Eukaryota; Metazoa; Rotifera; Eurotatoria; Philodinida; Philodinidae
Source: the annotation of a GenBank genome assembly